Molecule: messenger RNA, 1971 nt
Organism: Eucalyptus grandis
Lineage: Eukaryota; Viridiplantae; Streptophyta; Magnoliopsida; Myrtales; Myrtaceae
Product: disease resistance protein RUN1
Exons: 5
Coding region: 1-1971 (656 amino acids)
Biological process (GO): defense response; signal transduction
Molecular function (GO): ADP binding
Source: RefSeq, a predicted model, not a curated record
AUGAGCUUUAGAGGGUCAGACACCCGUAAGGGUUUCGUCGAUUAUCUCUAUACUAGCUUUGUUGAUGCAGGAGUUCACGUGUACAGAGAUGCAGAGAUCCGUGUUGGUGCGAAGAUUAAUUUGGAUCUUCUUUCUGUUAUUUCGCAGACUAAGAUCUCGAUUGUGAUUAUCUCUGAAAACUUUGCUUCCAGCAUAUGGUGCCUUAAGGAGCUAGCUCAUAUAUUAGAGUGCAGGAGAAGCAAAGGGCAACUAGUGUUGCCUAUAUUUUACAAGGUGAAACCCUCACAAUUGAAACAUCUUACCAGGCAAUUUAGAAAUGAUAUCUAUGCACAUAAAAAGAAAAUGGGCGAAAUGGUUGUGAAUAACUGGAUAGAAGCGCUCCGAGAAAUCAGUUCAGUGUCAGGAUGGAUAGUGGAAGAAUUUGGGCAUGAAGGAAAAUUGGUUAAACGUGUUGUCAACGAAAUUAUGAUCGCGUUAAAUGGAACCAAAAGGAUUAUGAGAAUUCAUGUGUUUAAGGAAGAUGACAACCUCCGUCGUGGUGAGCAGAUUGGUGCAGAGCUUCUCAGCAUCAUUAUGCAAUCGAAGAUUGUGAUCCCGAUUAUCUCAGAGAAUUACGCUUCUAGCCAAUGGUGUCUUCGCGAUUUGGUUUUGAUGUUGAAUUGCAGGAGAAGUGGAAUGCAAAAAGUGUUUCCCAUAUUUUACAAAGUGGAUGUCGCGCAGCUGCGAAAUCUUAGAGGGAGAUAUGGAGAUGCUUUUAAGAAGUGGAAAAAGAAUUUAAGUGAAAAAGUUGUGGAGGAAUGGAAAAAAGCGCUUCGAGAAGUCUGUUCCCUGAGAGGAUGGGAGUCAGAGAGGGAUAAGAAUGGGUAUGAAGGAGCACUGGUAAAAACUAUUGUCGAGGAGAUUAGGAGCGAGUUAUAUGGAACUUCUCAGCUAAUUAAAGAGUUGGUGGGAAUUGAUGAACAUUUGAAACACAUUACGAGCUUGAUAGAUGUUAAAUUUAAUGAUACAAGGAUUGUCGGAAUUUGGGGAAAUAUUGGCGUUGGUAAAACAACUCUUGCAAGGGUCCUGUACGACAAGCUUUCUAGUCAUUUCAAACAUCUUAGCUUCGUGGCAGAUAUUCGAGAAACAUCUCUGCACAAGGGUAUUGAAUGUCUGCAAAGGCAGCUCAUUGAUGAUAUACUAAGAAGUCCAAACAAUGUGUCUACUGAUAAAAUCGGUGUCAUCAAGUCUCAAUUUAUAGAUAAGAAAGUUCUCGUACUUCUUGAUGAUAUAGAUGCCAUUACUGAUUUUAAUGCUUUGAUCGGAGACAUUAGUUGGUUUAAAGCAGGAAGUAUAGUCAUCGUCACAACUGGAAACAUGAAAUUUCUCAACGAGGCUAAGGUGGACCAUGAGUAUGAAGUCAAUAAGUUGACUUUGAAUGAAUCAUUGAUUUUAUUUAGUAGAUAUGCAUUUCAAAAGGAUUAUCCAGUUAAAGAUUAUGAGAUUCUCUCUCAUAGUAUCGUAUCCAUAAUAGCAGGACUUCCCUUGGCUCUUAAAGUUAUAGGUUCAUUUUUAUAUGAACAGAGUAGAGGAGUAUGGAAUAAUAUAUCAAGGAAAUUAAUGGAAGUGCCUCAUCAACAAGUACAAGAGAUGUUGAGGAUAUGUUAUGAAGAAUUAGAUGAUAUGGAGCAACAAAUUUUUUUGGAUAUAGCAUGUUUUCUUAUUGGAUCAUCUAAGCAAAGUCCUAUUUAUAUGUGGGAUGCUUGUGGUUUUUUUCCGAGAAAUGGGAUUGAAGUAUUGAGUCGUAUGUCUUUAAUUGAGAUUGACAAAGAUGACAAGCUAAGGAUGCAUGAUCAACUGAGAGAUCUAGGACAGAAAAUUGUUCAUCUAGAAAAUCCAAAGGAGCCACAAGAGCGUAGCAGAUUAUGGAAAUAUGAAGAAGCAAUGUAUGUGCUUGACAGCAACAAGGACAUAACUGAGGAUUGUGAUUAG